Molecule: messenger RNA, 2162 nt
Organism: Mus caroli (Ryukyu mouse)
Lineage: Eukaryota; Metazoa; Chordata; Mammalia; Rodentia; Muridae
Gene: Tent5b
Product: terminal nucleotidyltransferase 5B
Biological process (GO): mRNA stabilization
Molecular function (GO): poly(A) RNA polymerase activity; RNA binding
Source: RefSeq, a predicted model, not a curated record
GCCGUCGGGGGUGUUCCCUGGGUUUGCCUCGCCGCCGCCGGGUCCCCGCACCCUGCCUUGGCCCGUGCACAGCCACUCUCCCUGCCCUCCUCGCCUUCACCAUUCCCGGGUUUCUGCCGUCCAGGCACCGGGGCCGGGUGAAUGAUGCCGUGGGAGAGUGGAGCUGAGAGCCUGGAGCAGCCAGCUGCGCAGGUGGGGACCGGUGCAGCCUCGGCAGUGGCCACGGCUGGGGCGGCCGGCGGCGGCCCGGACCCGGAGGCCUCCUCGGCCUCCCUGGGACGGCACCAGAGUCGGCUGAGCUGGCCACAGGUGAAGCGGCUGGACGCGCUGCUGAAAGAGCCGAUCCCCAUUCACGGACGAGGCAACUUCCCCACGCUGAGCGUACAGCCCCAGCAGAUCGUGCAGGUGGUCCGCAGCAGCUUGGAAGAACACGGACUGCGCGUACACAGCGUGCGCCUGCACGGCUCAGCCGCCAGCCACGUGCUGCACCCCGAGAGCGGCCUAGGCUACAAGGACCUGGACUUGGUGUUCCAGAUGGACCUGCGGAGUGAGGCGUCCUUCCAGCUCACCAAGGCAGUGGUCCUGGCUUGCCUGCUGGACUUCCUGCCAGCGGGAGUGAGCCGGGCCAAGAUAACGCCGCUGACACUCAAGGAAGCCUACGUGCAGAAGCUGGUCAAAGUGUGCACCGACCUGGACCGCUGGAGCCUCAUCUCACUGUCCAACAAGAGCGGUAAGAACGUGGAGCUCAAGUUCGUGGACUCUGUGAGACGCCAGUUUGAAUUCAGCAUCGACUCCUUCCAAAUCAUCUUGGACUCGCUGCUCCUCUUUGGCCAGUGCUCAUCCACACCUAUGUCGGAGGCCUUCCACCCUACGGUGACCGGAGAGAGCCUCUAUGGGGACUUUGCUGAGGCCUUGGAGCACCUGCAGCACCGUGUCAUCGCCACACGCAGCCCCGAGGAGAUCCGAGGUGGUGGCCUCCUCAAGUACUGCCACCUCCUGGUUCGGGGCUUCCGGCCAAGGCCCAGCACUGACGUUCGCGCCCUCCAGCGAUACAUGUGUUCACGUUUCUUCAUCGACUUUCCGGACCUGGUGGAACAGAGGCGCAUUCUGGAGCGCUACCUGGAGGCCCACUUCGGUGGAGCGGAAGCAGCCCGCCGGUAUGCUUGCCUUGUGACACUGCACCAGGUGGUCAACGAGAGCACAGUGUGUCUCAUGAGCCACGAGCGCCGCCAGACCCUGGACCUUAUUGCCAUGCUCGCCCUCCAGGCACUGGCUGAACAGGGCCCUGCUGCCAUGGCUGCCCUGGCCUGGCGACGUCCUGGCUCAGAUGGGGUGGUCCCAGCCACUGUUAAUUACUACGUGACCCCCAUGCAGCCUCUGCUGCCCCGAGCUCACUCCUAUCCUACCUGGCUGCCUUGCAACUGACUCUGAUCCUGGCCAGAAGGGAAUGAGCGCCAUGGGGUGGGGUGGGGUCAUCAGGUAUGUGUGGAGGAUGUAAGCAGACACAGGCCACCUGUGCCAGCUGGCCCGGCACUAUAGGGUUGGGCCUUUGAACAGACCAGACUUUCCUGCACAAGGCUCCUAGGGGCUUAAAGCCAAGUCAGGGUUCUUGACAGAAGGACCCCUUGGUCAUCACACUGCACUCUUGGACCUGCGUGACUGUGGGACACAGAGGCUACCUGUCUGGAAAUGACAAAGUCAGCUUGUGUGGUAGCCUCAGUAGCAUCACCAUGGGUUGAUUUCAAUGGCUUAGAAAAGGUCAGCCCACAGGGACCCAGACACUCCUCGAGUGGCCACAAUAUGAUAUCAUGUGACAGGGCUAUUCAGUUGGGGUACGGUUGGGCCAUUCACAGAGCCUGGGGAUCCAACCUCGCUGAUCACUAGGAAGAGGUAAACUAAGGUCUAGAGCAGCUCCUUGGGGUUUGGGUGGGAUGGGAGUUCAGUCUCCUGAAACCUCCUUGCCCUAAACUGUGAGGAUUUCCUGAGGGCUGUGAGGUUUACAGUGGACCGAUCUCCAAAGAGCCAGAGUUGGAUGCGACCCAUACUCGUCCCAGUGCCUCACCCAUCUCCUUUCCCUGUGCCUUCCAGGAGCCCGGCUGUCUGGGCACUAUUGUUGGAGGCUGCUGGGUUCCAAAGCUGCCACAGUCGAGUUGACCACUCCC